AGAGAGGACACGUCCAUUUCUGCGUCUUGACCAAUCCAGCAUUUGCCUUUCUCCUCAGCUAGCCUAUCAUUUUCCCCGGAGCUAGUCUAUCUUUCUUCCCACGGCAUUGAAGUGUGGUGUCAGUAUCCAAUCCGCCGAACUUUGGAUCGCGCGUCACAUUUGACCGCGGGAAGGCCGAAGCUGUCAAAGAUCCAAGAUCUAGAGUGACCACGUGCACGGGAAGAAGUGACCACGUGGGUCCUUCUCUACAAGUCGACGCCCCGCCUCUACUAAGUCUGACUUCACAACGUCCAGAAACCGCCACGACCUGGACGGCAACCAUCGGCCGCAUUCGUAUCACUAUCACGCUCACACCAUGCCCGGCGACACGGCACCGCACGUCGUGGAGGAUCUCCUCGGCCUUGUGCAGCUCCUCAGCGACGGCUCCGUCGUCCGCGGCGACGAGGCCGUCCUCGCCCCAAAGGAGCCGUUCCCGGACGUCCCCGGAGUGCAGUGGAAGGACGUGGUGUACCACGCGGCGCGCGGCCUCCGCGUCCGCGUCUACAGGCCGGCGUCGGCGUCAUCGGCGGUUGCCGGAGGCGGCAAGCUGCCGGUGCUGGUGUACUUCCACGGCGGCGGCUACUGCCUCGGCUCCUUCGCGCAGCCAACCUUCCACGCGUUCUGCCUCCGCGCCACCGCCGAGCUCCCGGCCGUCGUGCUGUCCGUGCAGUACCGCCUCGCCCCAGAGCACCGCCUCCCGGCGGCCAUCGAUGACGGCGCGGCUUUCCUCUCCUGGCUGCGCGGCCAGGCCGAGCUCGGUGCCUGCGCCGACCCAUGGCUCGCGGAGUCGGCGGACUUCGCCCGGACCUUCCUCUCCGGCGUGUCUGCGGGCGCCAACCUGGCCCACCACCUCGCCGUCCAGGUCGCCUUGGCGCGGCUCGCGGUCAGCCCCGUGCGCAUCGUCGGGUACGUACUCCUCUCCGCCUUCUUCGGCGGCACCGAGCGCACGGCGUCGGAGGCCGACCUGACGACAGAUGUGUCCCUGCCUGUGGAGAUGUGCGAGCAGCUCUGGCACAUGUCGCUUCCGGUCGGGGCGACCAGGGACCACCCGGUGGCGAAUCCGUUCGGGCCGGAGAGCCCCAGCCUCGCACCGGUGGAGCUCCCGCCGGCUCUCGUCGUGGCGCCGUUGGGCGACGUGCUCCGUGACCGCGUGCUCGGGUACGCGGCGAGGCUCAAGGACAUGGGGAAAGACGUCGAGCUUGUCGAGUUCGAGGGACAGCAGCAUGGCUUCUCUGUCCUUCAGCCGUUCGGCGUGGCGGCCGACGAGUUGAUGCGAGUCCUCAGGCGGUUCGUGUACCAGGGCGACACGCCCGCUGGAUGCUGAUGUACGUCUUGGUGAAUGGUGAUCUCGUGAUAUUACUGUGUUUUUGAUGUUGUGAUAGCUACUGCUGUUUCAAUGUUCUGAACUUCUGAGAAGGGUCAUAGAGACAUAGACUGGGUGUUCAAUGUUGGAAUAUAUCUACUUCCUGUUAUCAUUUCUGAUGGGACUUUGUGCAA
Messenger RNA from Hordeum vulgare subsp. vulgare (domesticated barley), 1536 nucleotides. Its product is annotated as probable carboxylesterase 15. The record is from RefSeq and is a predicted model, not a curated record. Bases 356 to 1363 code for a protein of 335 amino acids. The transcript has a single exon. Gene Ontology annotation, molecular function: hydrolase activity. NCBI's taxonomy places the organism in Eukaryota, Viridiplantae, Streptophyta, Magnoliopsida, Poales, Poaceae.